GCUCUUUAAAAAGCCAUUUAAACAGGCCUUGACAUUUGCAGAGAAGUAGUAAAAUCCUACACUGGCAAGGAAGGUUAGGGGACAAUGGAAGCCUCCCCUGCCACCUAGCAAAAGCCAGCCAGCCUUCUCUACAAAGAAAGGAACAGCUCUCCAGAAAUUCCAGUGUGGUGACUGAGCAGUGCUGAGAGCAGGGGAGACUCAGGCCUGGGUGGUUUUAUCACCGCUAACCCCACAGGGACUAAGGGCCGGGGACAGUUUGAGCCUGGAAAGGCCCCUGCCAGUCCAGGUUUCUUGCUGUGGUUCGGGAGGGGGACACUUCUCAGAAAUCCCUGACGAAAGGUCACUGGAGCUGUGCCAAUAGCGCAGAACUGACUCAAGGGUAUAGUGACCUGGCCACUGAAGAGGCUGGGACACCACAAAGAGCUUCAGGCCUUCAGACUUCUAGGUGAGCAUUGCCCUGUAUUGUGUUUUGGGUAAUCGAAGUUAGGUCCUUUGUGGAGAAUGUUUAUGCCCAUGCCCUUCUGAAGAGAAGCAGAGACAGGGCCAGGCUCGCACAGCACCUGGGUGGAGAAGAGAUCUGUCCUAGAGCUCUGUGGAGGGGCCCUAAGGCUAAGGACUGCUCCUGGAGGCCUUUUAAUGGCUCUGAGGGAGAAAGUCCUUAUGGUAUCAGCCUGAGUUUGAUCCUUGGAACUCACCGUUGGUGGAGAAGACCAACUUCUAAAAGUUUUCCUCUGACUUAACACACACACACACACACACACACACACACACACACACACACACCACAUACGCAUGCAUGCACGCAUGCAAAUAAAAUAAAAAUAAAAAUGCUACAGGAAAAUGGAGACUCAUCCCCACAAGGGAAAGGAGAGCCUUUCAUCUUGCCCCAGAGAAGGGUGUGCUUAAACACAGGAGCCCAGCAGUACCAGGGGAAAGAGAACCAUACAAAUUAGCAUGAAAAUCUGUUAGUAAAAAGUCUGGAAGCCCUUCCUUACCAGGGUUGCAUGCAAAGAAAGUGCUGGGGAAAAGCAGACAGUAUAUACGUGUGAGAAAGGCCAGGUUGAGGUGGACAUUGCCAUCCCAAUGGACAAAAGAGGAAGGAGUCCCCAGACCAGGACCUCAGAACACUUCAGGCUCGGCCAAGGUGUCCUAAGCUAGAUGACCAGGCUUCCAGGAGAGUGACCUGGUGCUCAGCUCAGUCUCUUCUGUAAUGGAUGACCUCAUCCCCAUAGUGCCUGGGUGGCUGCACUCUCCUUGAGCGAGUACUGUUUUAGGAACCCAGAAAAGGCCGGCCAAGUCAGUCCCUAGGGUCUUGGCCAGCGUUUUGCCCCCCUUUGCAUGUGUCUGAAACUUAGGAAGAAGGUCUGGGGUGAGAUCCUUCAAGCUUAGGGGCAGUCUGGGGUCGGGAAGCACACUUCCCCAUAGUGGCUUGUGUCGGGGCUGCUGCCCUUCCCAGACUGUGUCCCUCCCCCAUGUCUGACCUUGCUGGCAGUGACAAGGUGAAGUUCAUCAACGUACUCAACAAAUUUCCCCUCCCUACUUCCUACUUUAUGUCCGUCCCUGUGUCCUUAUUUACGUAUGUGUUCAGUCUGUGUGGCAACAGCCCAUGUCACCUCUAUGAGUGGAAAUGGAUAGCACAGAGGACGUGAAGAUAAACGUGCCGGGAAGGAAUGUCCAGCUAAAGCCAGGGGACCUUGCCCUGCGCAGUCUGGCCUUGACUCUCCAGCUCUGCGUCUUUGGGUAGAUUAAUUCUCUGAACCAAUGUUUCUUGUCAAGACAGUGAAGGAAGUGGUGAUGGGAGGGUCCAGCUGCUGUGACAAUCAGGCAGCACAAAAGGUUUGAAGUGACACACUGGAGGGGAGGGGCUUCAUGCUAGUCCCUGGGGGAUUGACUAUAGUUGUAGAGUCAGAUGCAGGGUGGUUGCACCCACCCUCUGUUACUGACUGCCUUUUGCACCCACCCUGGGUUAAUGGCUGCCUGUUCUCCUUUGGACCACUUCCCCUUGUCUGCAGCUCUAUACAAGUGUUUUAUGCAUGUUAUGUCUGCACACAGUAUAAUAAAGGGCAUGGGACCCCAUUACAGAUGGUUGUGAGCCUCCAUGUGGGUGCUGGGAAUUGAACUCAGGACCUCUGGAAGAGCAGCCACUGAGCCAUAUCUCUAGCCUCUACAAGUGUUUUAGAGUGGUUAUUUUAUUCUCUUUAUUGGAAAGGCAGAUGUCUAGUGUGUACAGUUUAAGAGCAACAGAUAGGAACCAGUGUAUCGCAUCUUCCCUAGUCCCUCCACUGCAUGUGGCUGAUUAACUAUUUGGUCCAGCCCUGGCAAGUUGCACAGGGACAGGUGGGGGAGGACACAAUGGUUUUAAGUGCAUGUGGAGAAGUGUGAUAUUUUUAAAACCAAAUUUGUUUAACCUUGUCUCUUUUUCUACAUGUAUUUAUGUAUUUUAUUCGAGGAGCAGAUAACAGUCAUUCGCUAAGAUGCACAGGUGCGUGUGUGAAGGUCAGGGACAACCUGAUGGUUCUAUCCUUCCACCAUGGGGGUUUCAAACUCAUCUUACUGGAGAGGGGCUCACUCUGUAGCCCAGGCUAGUCUUGAACUCUCGGCUUUCUUGCCUCAGCCUUCAGAUUGCUAGGAUUAAAGAUCUGUGGCACAAGACCAGGCUGAUGCUAAGUGCACAGUUUUAUUUAACUUUGGGACAACAUUGCACAGAGAUGUCUGUCCUGAAAGUAGUCCUUGUUUGUGUCCCGCCCACAUGACUAUGUUGUAUGGGACUGAAGGGACAUAUCUGUGUUGUGUGGGACUAGAGGAACUCUCAUGCCAUCUUAAAAACCCCCCAUUCAGGCAAACCACAAAGGCAGAUCCAGUCCCAGUGAGCACAUUCAGAACUAAAACUCUGGCUUUCAAGGCUCUUGAGCUGAAACCUCAGCACAGAUUCACAUAACUGAAUCAGAAGACUUAGGAAUCUUUUUUAAAAAAUAAUUUUAUAUUGUAUAUUUUCUUUAUUUACAUUUCAAAUGUUAUCCCCUUUCCCCGUUUCCCCACUCCCAGAAAUCCCCUAUCCCAUCCCUCCUUCCCCUGCUUCUAUGCGGGUGUUCCUCCACCCACCCACCCACUCCUGCUUCCCUGCCCUCGAUUCCCCUACACUGGGGCAUCUAUGGAGCCUUCAUAGGACCAAGAACAUACUCUGCUACGUAUGUAGCUGGAGCCAUGUCCUUGGUUGGUGGCUUAGUCCCUGGGAGCUCUGGGGGUAGGGGGUCUGGUUGGUUGAUAUUGUUGUUCCUCCUAUGGGGCUGUAAGCUCCUGCAGCUCCUUCAGUCCUUUCUCUAACUCCUCCAUUAGGGACCUCGCGCUCAGUCCAAUGGUUGGCUUCAAGCAUCCGCCUCUGUAAGUCUUAGGAAGUAUGAGACACUCUGGUAUUUUCUGUUUUAUGUAGCACUGGUUUAUGGAGAAAGAGAAGGAAGGUCAAAACCUUACCUGGCAGCCGGGUGUGGUGGCACACGCCUUUAAUCCUAGCACUUGGGAGGCAGAGGCAGGCAGAUUUCUGAGUUCGAGGCCAGCCUGGUCUACAGAGUGAGUUCCAGGACAGCCAGGGCUACACAGAGAAACCCUGUCUCAAAAAACCUAAAAAAAAAAAAAAAAAAAAAAAACCUUACCUGGCUUAGCCAACAGACUGUGCGACCUUCAGUUUGAAACACAGCAGGAGAUGGCUCGAGAUAAGAUCUUGACUAGUAGUGUAAAUCAGACCCACCUUGGACGGAGCAGCCUGCCAGGUUCGGCCUCCAGAGCUCUGCUGGUGACCCUGAUCUGGCCCAAAUAUUUGCACUCCACAUCUUUUAGAGGUGCCGCUGCUGCUCCAGCCAGGCAACCCUUUGAGAUAGUUUUGUUAGGCAGCACAGGCUGGCUUGGACCUCACUAAAUGUAUAUAGCCUAGGCUGGGUUCCAGCUUGGGCUUGCGAUCGCAUGGCACAUCCAGCUUUCUCGUGGACUAUUUUGAGCCAGCCUGCUCCCUUCGGUCUGCUUUAUGGAAUAGCUAAGAGUGGGUGAUGGUUGUUAGCAAGCACAAGAGGAAAAGAUGAUCUCAGAUUUUCAAGGAGGUCCCUGGUGGCCGUGUCAGGUUAUCUUUGAGCAUCUGGAACGCUUUCCUCCUAAAGUCUAGCUUAUACAGUUUAAACAGAGGGUGGCACGUUGAAAGCGCUAAGCAAAGAGACACUUGUGCUCAGCCGUGGUUGAACAACCUGCCUCUUGGAUCCUGGUUCCACAGUUCACAAAACCUUCCCAGCCUUGUGAAAACACUUCUUCUGGAGGCUAUGAAAGGCACCAUUUACUUGGUGAUUUCAAGUUUCUGUUUUCCUAGGGGGGAAUGGUAGGUCAGCCGUGACUACCCAGUAGGUGGAGCUCCCUCUGGUUCUAGUGGGGUCCUGCUGGAGUUCUCUGGCCAUCCCUGGCUUUCCAGCUUUACCUAGAGAGCUUCCCUGGCACUACAGCUAGCCUGCUUCCUAGAUAGGCUUGUGGGACUCUCGGUCUGCACACUGGUCAUCCUGGGUAGUCUUGGCUCCCUUGAGCCCCUCACCAGCCUUGUUCCCUAAGCUAGCAGCCAGCUCAGCUGGGCGCUCCUCAGCUAAGAGCAGUGUGUUAAGUGGGCACAGAGCCUCCUCUGUUCCAGUAACAAUGGCCCCUUGAUGGCUAGCUCGGGUCCCCUCACUCCUAUUGGACUUUGGAGAGAAGAAAGGAUGACGGCCCUGCCCCCACCCCAGGCAGUCAAUGCUGGGUGUGAGGUUAAUGCAGAGGCUUUAGUCUCUGUCUGCCCACAAGACCACUUUCUUCUUUAUUCUCGGUCUCUGACACACACACCCCUCCCUUUCCAUCCCAGGGACCCCUUUCGGGGGUUCCAGGAAUGGUUCAGUUCACUCACCCCAACAAGUAUCCAUUGAACAGACCCCUGGGCCCCGAAGGUUGCUGCUAAAUAGGUGUAGGAUAAUAGCUACCCCUUGGAUUUAGUGCUUUUACAAUUAGCCUGCUUUGGUAGCCCCACAGGCUCCAGAGAGUUAAUGCCAACACUUCUUCACAGUGGACCUUCAGAGCACUGAUAGUUUUAGGUGUUAUCAGCUGAGAUUCCCACCCCCACUCCACCGGAGACAGGGUUUCUCUGUGUAGCCCUGGCCGUCCUGGCACUCACUCUGUAGACCAGGCUGGCCUCGAACUCAGAAAUCUGCCUGCCUCUUCAACUGGGAUCCUUAUUCUCAGUUUGGAUUAAACAUCCCUGGGCCUCCUGACUGACAUAACAUUAACCGAGUCACCAUGGUACCCCACUUAAAGAGCCGUGUGUUUGUAGAAGACAAAAUAUGAAAUCCUCAACCUCACAGAUUUAUGUCCUCUGUGGAUGUGUUAUCUUACAUGGUAGGAAAAGUUUUAUUGAUGUCUUUAAGGAAUUAGGGGUGACAGAGUGCCCUGAAUUAGCUGCGUGACCCCAGUUAGAAUCGCAAGGGUCCUUAUAAAAGGGAGACAGAAGGAGACUUAGCUGCACAAGGCACUCAGAGCUACACACCAAACUCAGGUAUUUUGAGUGCUAAGCAAGCACUGUCAGCUCUGCUCAUGUGGAGCUCCGGAGUUGGUUCUGAAUGAAUACUACACCUACAGUAUUAGGAGUUUCCCAAACACUUGGUCCUAGGUAACACAGGGAACACACACCUAUUCUUUCUAGCUUCCGUAUUUGGUGAACUGGAGACAUCAUGGUGCUUGCUUAUAAUCCCAGCGUGGGAGAAGCUGUGGCAGAAAGACUUCUGGGAGUUCAGCUCUGGACUUAAUAGUAAGACCCUGAAUCAAAAGGGAAAGAUUAGUGUGGCCUUGCUAGUAAGCUGGUGUGUAGCAGGCAGGAGCCGGCAGCUUUUGUCAUCUCCUGGAUAUCCUGUGCUAGUGGGGUUUGAUGCACCUAGAUAGCAUCUAAUGGCACGUUGGCAGUCCUGAUGUCCAAGUAUCAUUCUGAUGCCCCUAAAUAGUCGGAAUCUCAGGAGGUGGAACUUGGCCAUCAGGAGUUCCUUUAAGCUUCCAAGAUGCUGUUAGGGUUGAAACCCAGAACUCCAGAGCAGGCUCUGUGCAUUUGUACGUGAUGCUUCUCCUCUACCUGUGCAGACAUCACCAAUCAAUUGCAAUUUCCUUCAUCCCCGUGCGAUGUACCCGUUCCAAAUUCAGCACUGCAGGAAACCUUUCCCAACCAGUCAGCCUCAGAGAGGAGUUGAAAUUAACUUGUCCUCCUAACUGAGAAGAUUUAAACUGUCUAGCUGGGGCCAUGUGUAUGUUUAGCUGUAUCUGAACCAAAUAAUGGUAGAAAUAAUGAUAUCAAGCCGACCAGAAAUAGAGACUGCCACGGUUAUAUAAGGAUUGUUUGGACUGGUUAAGAAUAGCCAGCGUGAGUCAGCUAGCAUCCCUGUCCUGCAGUAAAUUGCCGCCCAGCUGAGAAAACUACACGGAAGAAUGCAAGCCAGUGGUGCCACAGGACAGACAGACCUUGGCUGACGUUUGUCUAGACCAGCAAUAACAACCAGCUGGACACAGGCUGCUCUGCAUGGGCAACCUUGUGCACCCUUUGCUGGAAUUCAGGGUCACCACUUUUUUUUUUUUCCUGCUUGUCUCACUCAGUGCAGAGACAAAAUAUCUGACAGAAGCAACCUAAGGAAGCGGGAGGUUGUCAGUACUUACAACUCCAGCGACAGUCUGUCCUAGCAGGGAAGGCGCUGCGGCAGCAGGAGCAGGAGAUGGUCGGUCACAUUGUACCUGCAGUCAAGAAGCAGAAAGCAGAGAAUGUACUUAACUCUCUCUCUCUCUCUCUCUCUCUCUCUCUCUCUCUCUCUCUCUCUCUCUCUCCCUCCCUCCCUCCCUCCUCUCUUCCUCCCCUCCCUCUCCUCCUCCCUCCUUGUCUCCCCUUCCCCCCUUUUAAUUAAGACUAGGUCUUACUAUGUAGCCCCAGCUCUCUCAGAAGUCAUUAUGUAGACCAGGCUAGCUUCAAAUUCACAGAGCUCCUUCAGUCUCUGCCUCCUCCUGAGUAUCUGGGGUUGAAGCUGUGAGCCACCAUGCCUGGGUGCUUUCUCCUUGUUAUUUAGUCAGGAUCCCCACGGAAUGGUUCUACCAGUGCCCAGGGUAGGACUUCCCACCUCAGUUGGCACAAUCUAAAAAUCCUGUACUGAUGCGGUGACUCGAAAUCCCAUCCAGUUGUCAAUCAGAAUUAACCUCAAAAUCCGAUAACGGAGCUGUGCCUAUGGAGGUGAAGAACAGGAAAAAGGAGGGCGGUGUCCACAGGAAGAACAGCCUAUGCCAUCCUCCUUCCAUGAGUCUCCCAAGCCUGUGCAUCACCCAUAUAGCCAUUGUAUAAGCACAUUUCUGGUUGAAAGGUUCUAAUGAAGAAAACUGUGAAAAGUUCCAAGACCAACAAAGUGUGACAUUAGAGAGGGCAGUGAGGUAUCUGUGAGAUUUUCACAGUCGCCAGCUGCUUCCAACCAUAUACAUCCUCUCCCUGCCCCCUCCUUGAGACAGGCUGUCUCUGUGUAGCUCUGGUUGUCCUCAAACUUACUCCACAGAUCAGUAGACCAGGCUGGCCUUGAACCCAGCGAUCUCUCUGCCUUUGUCUCCUGCGUGCUGGGAUGUGCCGCUACCACCACUGGGCCACAUGUAUCCUUAUUGUCACCCAUAUGAGAGUGGUUGCAAGCUGACUCUUAGACUUGGAAUUGCUGUGCCAGAGAGUAUCUUAGUCUGUUGGAGCAGCUAACAUAGUGCCAUUGCCUGGGAGAUUUACUAAUAACAGAAAGCUGUCAAACACGGUUCUGGAGGUAGGAAAAUUUAAAACCAACGUUCUAGCACAUUCGGUGUGUAAUAGAUGGCUUGUUCUCUACACCCAAGAUGGAACCUUCAUGCCAUGUCCUUACACGGUGGAAGGAAUGACUAAGUUCCCUCACACCUCAUUUACAAGGACACUAAUUCUAUUCACGAGGACUCUACCCUCUUGACCUACCGCUCCAGUCACUUGCUGAAGGUGUCACCUCUAACACCAGCACUUUAAUGUAAAUUCAACUUUAACGUAAGCACUUUGGAGGGGUGCCAGCAUUUAAGCAGAAGCAAAGACUGUGUACAUUGGAACCUGUGGCAGUCAAGAGCAGCCUGAACUGUACAGUAACACACUGUCUCAAGAAGUAAUAGGGUUGGGGAUGUAGCUCAGUUGUAGAAUGCUUGCCUAGCAUGCGUGGAGCCCUGGAAUCAACACCCGGUGUGGGGGUUUCAAUGAGUAUGGCCCUUCAUAGGCUCUUCUAUUUGGAUGCCUUCUCUACAGUUGGUGAAACUAUUUAGGAAGGGUUAGGAGGUGUGGCCUUGUUGGAGGGGGUGUGUCAUUCCCAGGUAGACUCUUCCUCUCUGGCUCUAACUUUUAGAUGAAGUAUAAGCACAUGAACUGAUAAAAUCAGGUAUGGUGCCUCAUACCUGGAAUCCCAGAACUUAGGAGAUGGAGGCCAGAGGGCCAGAAGUUCAAGGUCAUCCUUAGCUCCAUUUCUGGUUUUAAGCCAGCCUGGGAUACAUGUAUGAAAUACUGAAUAAACAACAACAACCUUAAUGUAAAUUAUGACGUUUUGACCAAAUAAUCCUGCAAAAAGGAUUAUUAUCUCAGCAUUGUGAGAGGAUUCUUCAUUUUUCUUUUUCUUUUCUUUUUUUUUUUUUUUUUUCAAGAUGGGCUUUCUCUGUGUAGCCCUGGCUGUCCUGGAACUUACUUUGUAGAACGGGUUAUCCUAAAUCUCACAGAGACCUGCCUGCCUCUGUCUCUGCAGUGCGGAGAUGAAAGGUGUUUGUCACCACACCCAUCUGAGACGAUCCUUUGUGUUACCCAGGAGAGGGACAGGCUCUGCUGCUGAAACAAUCAGACCCCAAAUCUGAGUCCCUUUUCACAGCAAAAGUUGGUUUUGUUUGUUUGUUUGUUUGUUUGUUUGUUUUUUGAGACAGAGUUUCUCUGUGUAGCCCUGGCUGUCCUGAACUCACUUUGUAGACCAGGCUGGCCUCAAACUCAGAAAUUUACCUGCCUCUGCCUCCCGAGUGUUGGGAUUAAAGGAGUGCACCACCAUGUCCGGCAAAAGUUGUUUUUUUUCUCACAUGUCCCAUUUGGUUCUCCCAUAGCCGCACAAAUCCAGAUGCUUCCAUCUUGAGCUAAGCCCAUCAGAACCGCAGCUGCCCAUUCGGCACAGCCCCUGGGGAAUGUGUGGAAACUUUUUAAGGACCAGGCCUUGAAGUGGUUCAUCACUUUCUCCCACAUCCCACAGACCAGAACUGGUCACAUGGUUAUCAUUUCAUUGCCAACAAGGCAGGGCCGUGGGGAGUGGCACACGGGCACUCGGGGAACACUGUAGCUGUGUUCCCUGGAACUUCCAUCCCAGAACAAAUUCCAGGAUGUCUUGUUCUUUGCUGACCUUGUGAAGAAAUGUCAUGGAGAGUUGUGAUGGCCGUCCUUGGUUGUCAACUUCACCACAUCUGGAAUAAUUAACUAAAACCCAAGCAAGUGGGUACUCCUGUGAGAGAUUUGUCUUAAAUCAUUUGAAGUGGGUAGACCAACUUUAAUCUGGAUCUUUUGAGGUGGGGAAAAUCCGCCAUACUAUCUGGCGGGAACCUAUGUAAAGGACAUGGAAAAAAGACGGUUUUUGUUUGUUUGUUUGUUUGUUUGUUUUGUUUUUAAUUUGCCUGCUUGCUCUCAUUCUCACCAACAAGGCUGUGUCUUCACUGUCAUUAGAGCCCACUUCUUCAGGAUUCUGGUGUGUACUAGACAUCCAGCCUUGUGGACUGAACAACUACUGGGUUCUAGGAGUUUUCCUCGGUAGGUAGCUAUUGUUGGGCUAGCUGGACCACAGCCUGACUAAUACAAAUGAGGCGCCAAUUCACCCUCCUGCGCUUUCUCAAGCAGCUGCAAGCCCUGUUCUCUGCCAUAACAUCCAGAGCAGAUCAUGUUCACUUACCCCAGUGGCUUUGCCCACAGAUGUCCCCAAACCCAAAUAUCCAUUCGUGGGAAAGCCUCAAGACUUUUUAAAAAAUGUUGGCUGCUAUUCAUAAAAGCAUACAAAGGCAUGUGAGCAGCAAUAUAAAAUUAGACGUGUCAAGAUCUUCGCCAGCUGCACUGUGGCCGGACUUGGCAGCAGUCGUCCCUGAUGUUCCGUGUCACUGUCUCCUUCCACCGCCUCUCUCCUUCAGGGACACAUAGGCCAAGUGAGGAGAAGAGGCAGAGGAUGAUAAGGGGCGGGAGAAAGGGAACCUCUCCCCCCGCCCCCCGUGUUCUGUCUCAACUUUGGCAAACAUCUGGGCUUGAAGCAUUCUUAACCUCGAGGUUCGUCUGACUGUGAAGACCUUAUGGGUUUGAAGGCUUGGGGCUGGUGUGCUGGCUGUAUGCUCUUGCAUGGCAACUUUGCACUCAGGAGCCAGAGGACAGUUGGGAUUUGGUCUGCUGUCACAGCAUGGUGUCUCCCGGCAAGGUGCCAAACUAAAGGAUGGGAAACAUUUGUGUGCACACCAGAAGGAGUCAUCUGAGGCCGGGAGAGCAGGUGGGUUCAGCCUUCCAGGUCACCUUUAGUGGACUAGCUCUCUGCACCCAGAUGACAGCAUCCAAGAGCAAGAAGCUCAACUCGUACAUAGCACCACUACUCUCCCUCUGUGUCUCUAUCUGUGGGAUCAAUGAUACACCAUGUUUGCUUUAAUAUACCAUCUCACCACGUGGCUAGCCCAAGUUGGCCUUAAAUGAUCAGAAAUCUUCCUGCCUCAGACUCUCAGGUGCUGGGACUUGAGAUGACAUUCGCUAUGACUCUUUAGUAAAACAAAACAACAGCAACAACAACAACAAAAAAAAACCCUGUAAUUGUGGCCACUUGUGUGCCCUCGGGUCUUUUUGGUUCAGUGCCCUAACCUGAGCAUCUUCCAUUGAGCUUUAUGUUGAUAGUCUCUUUUUAGGAGAGUAUAAAUCAAGCCUUUUAAAAACAAAACAAAAAUAAAUAAAUAAAUAACACCAAAACCUGGGGGUUUGGGGGACGACCCAUCACCCCAUGCAGCCCAGACCGGAUGACUUUGAGUUUCUAGUCCUCCUGUCUCCACUUCCCAAGUGCUGGAAUUGCAGCUGUGUAUGGCCACAUCUGGUUUUAUGAGAUGCCAGGGGUAGAACCCAGGCCUUGAUGCACACUAGGCACCAUGCCAACUGAGCUACAGUCCCAGGUCCAAGGCAGGCAUCUAUGGGCGCCCGAUCCUCAGACAGUGCUGGGGAGGACAGAUGGAAACCAGGAGCCAGAGCUGGCUUUCUGUACAGAAUGGAAGUCCGUUCAUAUAUUCCACAGAGAUUUAUUGAGCCCAGCCACUUGCCAGGAGCCGUGCUUGCUGCUGUGGGACUCCAGAGGACACGGCCACCAUCUGAGAAGGACCAGGGGUCCUCCCGGGCUCCUGUGUUUUUCUUAUCCUUUUGCCCAUAGGAGUUUAUAGUAAAACACAAAAUAGUGUGACCUAAAGCUCAGCACCUGGGGGGCAUGCGCAGAAGAGAUGGCUCAGUAGUUAAGCACCGGCUGUUCUUGAGAGGAUGUGGGUUCAGUCUUAUUACCCACACAGCAACUCCAGUCCAGGGAAUCAGACACUCUCUUCCUACCUCCGCAGCUAUCAGGCAUGUACCCAGUGCACAUACAUACACAUGGAAGCAAAGUGUGCAAGCAAAACAUUCAUACACAUAAAUGAAAUAAAAUAGAUACAUCUUUUAGUACGAGUAACCACCACUUCAAAUGGCCAGUUUCCUGGCAUUAAAUACAGUCACCGCCGUCUGUCUUCAGAAUCGCUUUUAUCUUUCCAGGCUAAUGCUCUGUACAUAGACGCGUGAUCCUCCUGUCUCAGCCUCUUGGGUAGCAAAUACUACAAAUGUCACUACUGCACCUUGCAACUGUUUCCUUUGUUUGGUUAGGUUUUUUUUCUUAGUUUGUUUUUUUUUUAAUAAAGUCUUCGGUGUCCCAGGACAGCAUCAAAUUCACUGCGUAGCCUGAGGACAGUCUUAAGCCUUUCGUCCUCUUACCGGCCUUCUCCUUCUGAGCAUUACAAUAGCAGGUGUGUGCUAUGAUGCCCAGUCAUACAGGGUGCUCUGGGUGGAACCAGGGCUUCAUGCCUGUCAGACAAGCACUACCCACUGAGCUACACUUCCAACCCAAUCUCUGCAUUUCUCUUAGCACUCCUAGGAUCCCAGGCAGGCAUGUGGUUGUCCAAAUACUCGCUCCACAGAAAGGUAUGUGAACUGUCACAGCGUUUCUGUAGCUGCCUCAGCGUUUUUUGAGCCCCGUGGGUGGGGGUGGGGUCAGUUCCCUCUAGUGGGACAUUUCAUUGCUUUGCCUGGCCAGUGUCCAGGUCAGUUUUGAAUGGAGCAGAUUGUUCUCCAGGCUGCCUGCUCUGUGUGGCUGAAGGCAGCCAGGACACCAGUCACCAUAUGGUGCUGGCUAGCUAAUCAGAGGCUAACUAGGGUACUAGGCCUAGUGGGGCCUGGCAGGGGACUUGCAUUUCAAGUAACUGUCCACUGGAGGUAGAUAAAGAGUGCUCCCCAUGUCUGUGUGCAGGCAUGAAAGGCUGAGAGGUGCCUUGGGCUGGUUUUGCCAGGGUUAUCCUAUAGCUCCAUCAGGGUAGCUCUCAGCUCCAUAGUCCACCACGGCUUGGGCCCAUAUUCCUUAUAAGUACAUGCGACCGUUUGCCUUGGACUGCUUCUGUGUUGGCUGUAGCUGGACACACACAAGAAGUUGUAGAUGGGCUCAUUCAUUUUGUUUGUCGUGUGUAUGCACGUACAUGUGUGUGUGUGUGCAUGUGUACAUGUGUGUGCAUGUGCGUGAGUGUGCACGUGAAUGUGCGCGUGUGUGUGCGUGCCUGUGUGUGUGUGUGUGUGUGUGUGUGUGUGUCGGGGCACGUACUUGGCCUCCUGGUCAUCUUGCCUUUACUUCCCAAGUUCUGGAAUUACAGGCAUGAUGCACUGUGCCUCGGGAAAUGUGUUUAUUUUAGAGAAGAAAGCUGGAGCCCCAGGAUGCUAGGUUGCUGAGGUGCUGGGAUGUCGGUUUACCGCACGCACGGAAUGCUGGAUGCUGGGAUGCUUCAGUACCGUGAUAAUGACCGGGAUUCAGGAACCCCGGCUCCCUGCUUCCUACUGGGUGACACAGAGGGAUCAGCCCUCUGGCCUCACAACUUUCCCACAGCAGCCAGAUCUUCCCUCUGCCUGUGGAGCCCCGUGGAGCCGCGUUUUUUCUACUUGGAAAGCUGUAUAUACAGGAUCAGAGUGUCCCCCACCUGAAGAGGGCUGAUUGGGUCCCAAGCUAUGCUCCUGAGCUGAGUGCCUGCAGCCAGUCUGAGGAACUCCAUGGCGCCCCCUCUCCCCAUGGAGAAAGGACUCGCUUUGCCUCAGGAUUUCCGGGACCUUGUACACAGCCUAAAGAUUCGAGGCAGAUACGUCUUGUUCCUGGCAUUUGUGGUCAUAGUUUUUAUCUUCAUUGAAAAGGAAAAUAAAAUCAUAUCCAGGGUCUCCGACAAGCUGAAGCAGAUCCCUCAUUUUGUGGCAGAUGCCAACAGCACUGACCCAGCCCUGCUCUUAUCGGAGAAUGCAUCUCUCUUGUCCCUGAGCGAGUUGGAUUCCACCUUUUCCCAUCUGCGGAGCCGCCUGCACAACCUGAGCCUGCAGCUGGGCGUGGAGCCAGCAAUGGAGAGCCAGGAGGCUGGGGCAGAGAAGCCAUCCCAGCAGGCUGGAGCAGGGACCCGGCGCCACGUGCUUCUCAUGGCCACCACCCGCACGGGUUCCUCGUUCGUGGGCGAGUUCUUCAACCAGCAGGGCAAUAUCUUCUACCUCUUCGAGCCACUGUGGCACAUCGAGCGCACCGUGUUCUUCCAGCAGCGAGGCGCCAGCGCGGCUGGUUCAGCCUUGGUCUACCGUGAUGUCCUCAAGCAGUUGUUGCUAUGCGACCUGUAUGUGCUGGAGCCCUUCAUCAGCCCUCCGCCCGAGGACCACUUGACUCAGUUCCUGUUCCGCCGGGGAUCCAGCCGUUCACUCUGCGAGGAUCCGGUGUGCACACCCUUCGUCAAGAAGGUCUUUGAGAAGUACCACUGCAGGAACCGUCGCUGCGGGCCACUCAACGUGACCUUGGCGGGCGAGGCCUGCCGCCGCAAGGACCACGUGGCCCUCAAGGCUGUGCGCAUCCGUCAGCUGGAGUUCCUGCAGCCGCUAGUUGAGGACCCGAGGUUGGAUCUACGAGUCAUUCAGCUGGUGCGCGACCCCCGGGCCGUGCUGGCUUCACGCAUAGUGGCCUUUGCGGGCAAGUAUGAGAACUGGAAGAAGUGGCUGUCCGAGGGGCAGGACCAGCUGAGCGAGGAUGAGGUGCAGCGAUUGCGGGGCAACUGUGAGAGCAUCCGCCUGUCUGCAGAGCUGGGCUUGCGGCAGCCAGCCUGGCUGCGCGGUCGUUACAUGCUGGUGCGCUAUGAGGAUGUGGCACGCAGGCCACUGCAGAAGGCCCGAGAGAUGUACAGCUUUGCGGGCAUCCCCUUGACCCCGCAGGUGGAGGACUGGAUCCAGAAGAACACGCAGGCGACACGCGACAGCAGCGAUGUCUACUCCACUCAGAAAAACUCUUCUGAGCAGUUUGAGAAGUGGCGCUUCAGCAUGCCUUUCAAGCUGGCACAGGUGGUACAGGCUGCCUGUGGCCCGACCAUGCACCUCUUUGGCUACAAGUUGGCCAGGGAUGCCGCCUCACUCACCAACCGCUCCAUCAGCCUGCUGGAGGAGCGGGGCACCUUCUGGGUCACGUAGUGGGGGAUGUCUGGGACCCUUGGAACUCCUUCUUGUGAAAGGCUGGCCCUGCUUCCCUCACACCCAGCCUGGCAGUGAGACAUAGCCCUGGCAGAAAGUCAAAAUGGGGAGCGAUGAUGGGAACAUAGCCCCUGGCUGUAGCGGUAGGGCCCCCUGCCAGCUAGACUCCCCAGAGCAGCUACAGCUAGGGCCUUGGGCUCCUCUGAGGACACCCUGUCUCCUUAGUGGUACUGGUCAUAAGGUGUCCUCACCCUAUGACCUGCAGUGUCCCGAGCAGGUCAAGGUAGGUUCCUGUGUGUGGACACACCUCCCUAGCUCUUUCUCACACAGUCUACACGAAGCCUGUAAAGGCCUGUAGGUUGUGUGGGCUGGAGUCCAAGUAUUUAACAACCAGAAGGGGUGUAGACCCUCUGCAGCCUCUCAGACCUCCUACUGUAUUAAGUGUUAACCUCUUCCGCUCUGAGUCAGAGAAGCUGGGAUCUGGCUGAGUCCUGGGAAGGAGGAGGACAGCCUAGGGUGAGGAAGGGGACCUUUGAAGCUCCUCAGGGAACAGUGGCUGUGUACCAGCUCAUAGAAAAUGGUUUGAUCAGCUGUUCUAGUCACUCAUGAGUAUCAAUCAGCCUGUGUAGAGCAAGACACACAAAGUGCAUUGAAAACAGACAAGGCCAGGGGUGUGGCUCAGCGGUAAAGCCCUUGCCUCUCUCAUGCCCAGGGCCCUAGGUGUGAUUCUUAGCACUAUAAAUAUAAGGGAAAAUAAGCCAUACAUACGUGUGCAGUACAGAGAGAGACAGAAAAGCGUAAUAAACAUUCCCCCCUCUCAUAAGCACACGCUCUGCCUCUGUCUCUGUCUCUGUCUCUCUCUGUCUCUGUCUCUCUCUGUCUCUCUCUCUCACUCUCUCUCUCUCUCUCUCUCUCUCACACACACACACACACACACACACACAAACACACACACACACACUGGUACAGAAAAGCUUCCCUUCUCCACUCUUUAUGCUCACCAUGUUUUUAGGAUUUUUGUUUGUUUGUUUUGUUUUGGGUUUCUAUAUAUCUAAACAAGGAGCCUUAAAUUACAUCUUUUUGGGAUUACGUGGCGAGGGGGAGCAGCAGGGAGCAUUUGCUUCUGGUAAAAGGAUAGACCAGAAAGGACUUCCCCUUGGAUGAUCGGAGUCAUGCAGAGCCCCCAGGGUCCCACAUGUUCUGUGUGAACUUCAUGUGGAAUGACUCACAGAAGUGACUACCUUAGGCGCUCGCUCUGUAGCUCAAUGUGCGUAGAGUUUGUCUAUUGUAUAGGAAGCCCUGGGUUCUGUGCCCUGCCCCACACCAUAUAGGUAUGAUGGCGUGUACCCAUAUCCCAGCAUUCAGGAAAUCAAAGGUUGGCGGUCAAAAGUUCAAGGUGCAGCUAUGUAUCUUUUGAGAUGUCCGAGUCUAUAAGCUCCCUCUACUGAGAGCUGCUAGUAUUCCUUCUCAAGAACAGGUUAUUUGAAAAUCUCUUCUUGUAAGCCCCAACAUUUGGGGGAGGGGAGGAUGGGGGAACUCUUGACUGAGCAGCUAGGUUUCCCCAAGCAGAAGUUCUUCUCUCCCAGUGCAAGCUGAGGUUUAGUGCCCCGGCUAGCCUCGGAACUGGCUCAGUGGGGGUUGGCACGCUGACUUCCUGGACAAUUGCUGCAUCUGACACUGUGAGCGCCCAGGACACCGGAUGUGUAGCAUGGAUGUGGGCCUAGCACAGGUGUGGAAGAGGACAGUCAGGACACUCACUGUUGGUGUUUGUUAUCCACCUGUUCAGCCGCCGGGUCCCACACAUAGGUCAUCUUUCGUCACUCAAGCCGGCCUCUGUUUUUGAUUUUAACAAUCCAAGAGCAAGUGUGUAGGGGACAAAGAGACACCAGCUCUUCAUACUUGAUGGAGACCGGGACAGGAUGCUGCAGGCAGGCUCGGGAGUGCAUUAUCGUUUCUUCUGAGCUCUUCAUCCAGGCCAUAUUCCCUUUUCUGCAUCGCAUCUGGGGUGGGAGGGGCUGAGCUGGGAGUUUCCGUCCUUCUUCCCUGUGGGGGUGGGAGAUGGGGCUCAAGGUCUCCAUCUCUCGGCUCCCUGAGGACAGAACCCCCACAGUGGACCUUUGGGCCUUCUCAGGACAUUGACAAUGUUGUGUGCACUGCAAGUUGACUUUAUUUAUUUUGUAGGAAAAAGAGAUGGUAUUCUUUAGCAGGAUCUGAAACUGUACCCUAGUCAAGAAGUACAAUUAAUAACAUUAUUAUUAAUAACAAUUGGGAUGAUUCAAAGGUCACACACACACCAGACCACCCAAGAACCAUGUAGGAGAUGAGGCGGAGCCAGGUCAUGGAAGCCCAGAAUGCUACAGAGAUUCUGUGGGUCUAUUAUUGAUCAGAAAAUACAACAUGGGGGGGCCUUUUCUAUGGCAUAACUCAGGUGUCUGCAAAGACAGAGCAGCUCAGGUGGGUGGAUAGGCAGGCAGAUGGAGCCUUGAAUCACAUCCCCUGAGGCUCAGCCAGCCAGUGCGAAUCCUCAAGGUUCGGAAAGGGACAGUGUAGCGGCAAACUACUGGGCAUCUUCUCUGAUGCUUAGAGGCUCUUACCAAGGAGCUUGAUGGAGAAAGUGGCCAUGUUGGUGGCAUGGGACAACUGCUCACCCAACUUCAAAGAUCAAAGGGCACCCAGGUGGCCUAUGACAGUGACACUCUUUCCUACCAUUAGGGGUGUCUGCCCCCACUGAAAGCCAUGAAAUUUCUGGCCCUAAGGGGGUAGGAAGGACUUAGGAGUAGCAGAUGGUUUGAUCCCAUCCCCCCCACACACACACACACAUCCCUCAGCUGUCUUCCACAUUAGAGCCACUUCAGUUGUCCAUGGACUUGUCCCUUUGAGACAUCCUGGAUUUUGAAGGAUAGAAACAUCCCCAAGAUGGUCUCGUGUUAAUCCCACAACAGAGGCAGAAGGGUCAUACUGAGAGAGAGAGAGAGAGAGAGAGAGAGAGAGAGAGGAGUGGGGGCCAGACCCUCAAGAAGCCAAGUGGGUCUGGUCAACCUGUGCACAUGAGAAGGAGGGAACAUCACUAAAAUCAGGGCCUGGGCUGGUGUGUUGUUGGUGAGAUCCCGUGGAGUGGCUGGCUAGAUAUGGAUGAGUUUUCUGAGCAUGCUCACACACCCCCAACUUCACAUUCUUAGAAAUAGCACAACCAUAAUGCCUUACCUCAAAAGGAUGAGGCAAAGCUUGCAAUUAAUUCCCAGUGUCUGAAGACCUCCGGGAUCCUUUGAGCUGUGUGUCCUUGUCAGUACAUGGGGACAGGCUCCUUAGGUAUUCCUGACAUAGAGGUAAGGUGCUGCCCUUGCUGCCUUGCAUAAGCUGUGACAAGCUUCUUACUGGGCACAUAGAACGGCUCUGUCAUCUGCUUCCACUAAAUUUGGGCUUGGACUUUGCCUCCUGCCAAAUCUCCAUCUCUGCUGGAUAGUCUAGUCCCUAGGGUCUAACCACCACCCUCCACUUCCUGGUGGGUCCUACAAGCGCUGUCUUUGUGCCAGUACCCGGAUGGUGUCCUGCCUCAUGGCUAAAUGGUACAGGACAUCUUCCCAGACUGAGUGGUCAUGGCAUGUGCAUGUAUGUUCAUGAGUACAUGCAUGGUGUGUGGGGGUGGAUGGGUGCAUUCUGUUCUGCUUCUGGUGCAGCUACACAGCCACAACCUCUUUCUGUCAUUGACCUUCUUGGUCUUCUUGUAGCCACAGAUAAUCUUCCAAUGCCCGAUUCUGCUGUUCUCAUCUGAGAGCUGACAACCCAGCGCUCAGAGUAGAGUUCAUGACCUAGGAAACCCUUCUCCUGGUAGCUUACUGAACUUAUUUAAUUAAAAACGAACAUAUAGGGGUUGGAGAGAUGGUUCAUUGGUUAAGAGCACCGGCUGCUUUUGCAAAGGACCUGAGUUCAAAUCCCAGCAACCAUAUGGUGGCUUACAACCAUCUGUAAUGAGUUCUGGUGCCCUCUUCUGGCAUGCAGGUGUACAUGCAGAUAGAGCACUCCUAUGCAUAAAAUAAAUAAAUCUUUUAAAUAAAUAAAUAAAUGAACAUG
This is a messenger RNA of Mus musculus (house mouse), 18874 nucleotides long. It is a transcript of the gene Chst3, whose product is annotated as carbohydrate sulfotransferase 3. The coding region runs from base 13367 to 14803 and encodes 478 amino acids. Gene Ontology annotation, cellular component: Golgi membrane. The record is from RefSeq and is a predicted model, not a curated record. Gene Ontology annotation, molecular function: sulfotransferase activity; proteoglycan sulfotransferase activity; keratan sulfotransferase activity. Gene Ontology annotation, biological process: chondroitin sulfate proteoglycan biosynthetic process; carbohydrate metabolic process; sulfur compound metabolic process. The transcript has 4 exons. Lineage: Eukaryota; Metazoa; Chordata; Mammalia; Rodentia; Muridae.